CGGAACACUUUGAGUUGGAAGUGUUUUGUUUCUGAUGUAGUUAUUUUACGCUUCUUAUAGUUUGAAUCCGCUGGCGGUUUUAAAACCCGUAUGUUUUGGGAGGACAAACACUUUGAAUCACUCCUAACUACCCGGUGGUAAAAGUUGUCUAUACAAUUGUGUGGAAACAAUUGAAACAGCAGACAAGAAGAAGAGACGCAGAAGGAAGCAUGGCUGCGGACAUGAGAUUACCGAGUGUUAGGAAAUUAAUUCCUUUCUCAGUUUCUGCUGCAGACCAAAAAGAUCUGGUGGUCCCUGGCGAUGUCAUCACUCCAGAAGCUGGUUUUAUGAGGGGUCAUGGCACCUAUGUUGACGAUGACAAGCUGACUGCUUCAGUAGCUGGGCAGGUUGAGAGGGUGGACAAACUUAUAUGUGUCAGACCAUUUCAGACCAGAUUCUAUGGCGAGAUUGGAGAUGUUGUGGUUGGCAGAAUUACAGAGGUACAACAAAAAAGGUGGAAGGUGGAGACCAACUCCAGACUUGACUCUAUGCUCUUGUUGUCGUCUAUCAAUCUGCCUGGAGGAGAACUGAGGAGAAGAUCAGUAGAAGAUGAACUCACCAUGAGGGAGUAUCUUGAAGAGGGCGAUCUAAUCAGUGCAGAGGUGCAGUCUGUGUUCUCAGAUGGUUCCCUGUCUCUUCAUACUCGUAGUUUAAAGUAUGGAAAAUUGGGUCAGGGAGUACUGGUACAGGUUUCCCCUUCUCUGAUCAAGAGGCAGAAGUCACAUUUCCACAACUUACCUUGCGGCGCAUCCAUAAUCCUUGGAAAUAAUGGCUAUGUGUGGCUGUUUCCCACAUCGGAACAGGAUGAGCAAGCUGGGGGUUUCUACACCGACCUGGAGCCUGUUAGCCUGUCGGAUCGAGAGGUGAUUUCUAGGUUGAGAAACUGCCUGCUGGCUUUGGCUGCACACAAAGUCCCGCUGUAUGACACCAGUGUUCUCUACUGCUUCGAAUCUUCGCUCGAGCACCAGGUCAAAGACAUCCUAAAACCUGAGGUGAUGGAGGAGAUUGUAAUGUUGACGCAUCAUAAACUGUUGGAACAAGAAGGUUAAAGAGCUUCAAAGAUUUCCUCGCAAAAGCCAAAUCAAAUUGGUCAGCUUUGAGAUGGGACCACUUACUACUUCAUGUGAAGACUGAACUUGCUUAUUUUCCAAUGUCUUAAAUGUCUAAGUGAACUGCUUGGUUGUUUCAGAAGACUAUUUAACAUUUGUAAGACACAUUUGAAAGUGGAUGAUGGUGUGCGAAUAAAACUCAGUACUUUCUAUACAUUUGUACUCAUUUUAGUGUGACUUGUGUCAUCCUGUACAACUAUUUGGGCCUUUUAAUUGAAAGCAAACUGACAUUUGAGCGACAGGU
Molecule: messenger RNA, 1392 nt
Organism: Cololabis saira (Pacific saury)
Lineage: Eukaryota; Metazoa; Chordata; Actinopteri; Beloniformes; Belonidae
Gene: exosc2
Product: exosome component 2
Exons: 9
Coding region: 210-1088 (292 amino acids)
Biological process (GO): CUT catabolic process; TRAMP-dependent tRNA surveillance pathway; U4 snRNA 3'-end processing
Cellular component (GO): nuclear exosome (RNase complex); cytoplasmic exosome (RNase complex)
Molecular function (GO): RNA binding
Source: RefSeq, a predicted model, not a curated record